AUGAGGAGAAAAUUGAGGUCUAAUGCUUCUACAAAUAUCAGUAACAAAACAUCGUUUUUCAAAGUACUGCAGAUUGGUCGUUUUGAAGAAAAACUGCUGGUUCCACCGGCCUUUAUCAGGCAUUUCAAUGGCAAGACACCCGAUAAGUUGAUCCUACAAAGUCCUACUGGGAGAUCUUGGACCAUAAAAAUGAAGAAAUAUGGCAAUAAGGAGUUGUUCUUCUAUAAUGGUUGGCCAGAGUUUGUACAUGCACAUUCUUUACAACAUGAGGAUUUCGUAGUUUUCAAAUACAAAGGUCAUUCCAAGUUUCAUGUGAAAAUACAUGCAAAAACUGGGUGCGAAAAGGAGUUCCCUUUAGAGUUCACUGAGCCAAUUUUGGAAGUUAAGCAAGAAGAAGAUGAAGAAACUGACGAAGAAACAACAUACGGAAAUGGGUACAAUGAACAAAGAAGAGUUGUUAAAUCAGCAAUGCCCAGGAUGAGCGAGCAUCCACAUUUUGUUGCUGUCUGGAGGGACACCAGAAAAAGCCAUUUGACAAUUCCAAGGAAUUUUGCCAAAGAAUUUGGACUCGAUGAGGAAAAUAGUAUAGUGCUUCAAGAUCCUAAGGAGAGGUCAUGGCCUGUGGACCUCAUUCAAGUAGCAGACGGCCGCAUUAAUAUGGCUGAUGGAUGGGCUCAAUUUUCAGAAGGAAAUAAGUUAUCAGCAGGUGAUGUCUGUCUAUUCCAAGUUAUCAACCGAACAAAAGUUGAUGAGUUGAAUGUUAUCAUUUUUCCAAAGGCUGAAGUAGAGAAACAAGGUUGGGAGGUUCCGAAUCUUCCGAUUACCAGGAGACCAAUUUAUUACUUGGAUCCUGAGUUCAAAACGCGAAAUUUAGGAAAAAGGCCCAUGACAGCUUGUAUGACAAUACCUGCAAAAGGAAGAGUUGCAGCUGACUCACCUGAGUCAUCUGGAUCUGAGUCAAAAUGCCCUUAUACACAUUUCAAACCAUAA
This is a messenger RNA of Papaver somniferum (opium poppy), 990 nucleotides long. RefSeq names its product putative B3 domain-containing protein Os03g0621600. Bases 1 to 990 code for a protein of 329 amino acids. Gene Ontology annotation, molecular function: DNA binding. The transcript has 5 exons. The record is from RefSeq and is a predicted model, not a curated record. Lineage: Eukaryota; Viridiplantae; Streptophyta; Magnoliopsida; Ranunculales; Papaveraceae.